AUGGCCCCCAUCGUCCACUGCGUCCGCCACGCCCAGCCCCGAAAACCACGUCAUCCCAGACCCCCCCUCACCGACCUCGGCGUCUCCCAAUGCCGCACCCUCCGCGACUCCUUCCCCGCACACGACAAGAUCGACCUCGUCACAGCCUCGCCGCUCCGUCGCACGAUAUACACCGCGCUGGAGAGCUUCGAGCCCGUAUUCCACGCGCGACCCGACACGCGCCUGAUCCUCAUCCCGGACGCGCAGGAGACGAGCGACGUCCCGUGCGACACGGGGAGCAGUCCGGCGGAAUUGCAGCGCGAGGUGGAGGAGAAGGGGUUGCCUGUUGAUGUGGGGUUGGUUGAGGAGGGGUGGAAUGUUAAGGCUGGUCGGUAUGCGCCCACCAGUGACGCGAUCCAAGAGCGCGCUCGCGCCGCCCGUCGCUGGCUCAAGGCGCGCCCGGAGAAGGAGAUUGUCAUCGUGACGCACGGGACGUUCCUGCACUACUUUACUGAGGAUUGGGAGGACUGUUCGAAGGGCUACGGCACCGCAUGGGUCAACACCGAAUACCGCACCUACACCUUCAGCUCAAACGAAGACACCGAGGAUCUGGAAAGCCGGGCAAUCGACGGCGACAACGCGACGAUGAUCGAGACGAGCGAGUCGCGCCAGCGCCGCGGGAAGGAGGGCCCCAUGCCGGGACGGGAGGAGCAGAAGAAGCUGUUCCUGCAGGGCAAGCAGCGGUGGGACGACCAGGGACUGCAGCUUAGCACGGCGGAGCGGGAGGCGGCUACUAAGGCUAAGGCUGAGGCGGCGGGGCAGGUAUAG
Molecule: messenger RNA, 807 nt
Organism: Aspergillus campestris IBT 28561
Lineage: Eukaryota; Fungi; Ascomycota; Eurotiomycetes; Eurotiales; Aspergillaceae
Exons: 4
Coding region: 1-807 (268 amino acids)
Cellular component (GO): cytoplasm
Molecular function (GO): phosphatase activity
Source: RefSeq, a predicted model, not a curated record